This is a messenger RNA of Cuscuta europaea, 2267 nucleotides long. The record is from the annotation of a GenBank genome assembly. NCBI's taxonomy places the organism in Eukaryota, Viridiplantae, Streptophyta, Magnoliopsida, Solanales, Convolvulaceae.
AUUGAAGUUAGCAAGGAACGCAACCGUCAUAAUUAAUCACUCAUUUCUGCUCCAUCACCAGACCACUAGGGAAUGGAGAUGGAACAACAGAUGGAGUGGGACGAGGCACAAAAAAUUGUGGUAAGCCUAGACCUUGUGGCUGCAGCCAAGCAACAACUCUAUUUUCUGGGCGUCAUUGAUCGAAACCGUUGUAGGCAACGCAGCAGAUCUACGGGGAGAAGGUGAGAUGCAAUUACUCUGCUUUGGGGUAUGGAGAAGGAAUGCUCGAUCUAAUAAGAGGGAGAAGGGAGAAAGAGACUCUAUGAAGGCCCUGGUCUUGAUAAGGCCAUCACUAGGUACAAUUCAUAUUGGCUUCCAUUGCUAGCAAAACAUUCUGAAUCUCCCUUCUUUGAAGCUCCCCUAAUUGUUCCUCUUGAUUGUGAAUGGGUCUGGCAUUGCCACAGGCUCAAUCCAGAAUGCCCAAAGGAGAAACAAAAAGAGUGUGGAAACAAUUGUAUCCAAGUGAACCAUUUGAGUUGGACGUAGAGAGAGCUCUUUCUCUCCAUGAACCUUCACAAAUAUCUGAUCAACAUAUAAAGGGCAGGAGCAGCGACUAUGACUUGGUUUCAGCAGUGAAGAGGCAAAGUUCUUUUUUCAUGAAGGUAUCAAGACCGCUAAUGUACAGCGAACGUUACCUUGAAGGGGCUGUGGGUAGAUACAAAGGGUUCUUGCAUCUAAUCAAAAGAAAUGAGGAAAACUUCAGUAGUGUACCAACUCGAGAUAUUGAUCUGAUAUGGCACACUCAUCAGUUACAUCCCGUUUCCUACUGCAAAGACCUUACGAAACUUCUUGGCAAGGUUGUGGGGCACAAUGACAGAGAGGAAAAGAGUAAGUUGGAACUAGGGUUCUCUAUGACAACAAAUAUUUGGGAAGAAACAUAUGGUCGUAGAUAUUGGAGAAAUGCUAAGAUGUACCGAAGCAAUUCAUUGUUACCUCUUGAAGAUUAUCAUCAAGCCCUCUCUCACCAUAACACUGUAGUAAACAAAAACAUCAGCAGUAAAGAUGUAGGACUGUUACGUCUUCCCAAAACCGAGGAGGUUAUGGAGGUAAUGUUGGAGUUUGUUGGUUUAAAGAAUGAACCAGAGGAGGAGGGGAGGAGGUUGUUUGUAGCAUUCGGUAAGGAAGGGCCAGAUCGAAUCUUCCAUGGGAAGGGAAGACUUGACAUUUCAUCGCCAUCGCAAAUGACUAAUGUGACCAAUGAUGGGGAAUAUUUGGUUACUUGCUUUCAAUGUGAACCUAAUGGGAAUUUGAUGUUUGAACUUAUGAGUGAGCCAUGGAGCUCCAAUAAUAAUACCCUCCCACUUCAUCCUUUAUUUUCUUAAAACCAGCAUCAAACCUUUAUUUUUAGCUUCAUUAAUAUUCUUGAGUAAAAAUUCACUUCUGGAUUGAAAUUAAUUGGUGAUAUAUACACACAUACACAUAUUUUGAAUAUUUAUAUGGUUUUCGUUACAUACAGUGAAUCCAAGGGAAAGUUAGAUUCUAUCUCAAAGGGAGAAGUCAUUGCUCUAACUAAAUUUGGAGAUAUAUUUAGUUUGGGUGAGUUGAGAGGGACAAAAUGGUCACUGAUAAAUGCUGAGUGGUCUAUUUGUUUUCCAAAGCUCAUAGAUGAUGAUAAAGAUGAUGGUCACCUUUUGAAGAUGAUAGGAGCUUCUCAGGCGAUCAAGUAUUUCCCUGGUUGGAAGCUAGAUUAUCACCUCAAGAAUUGUGAGAAGGAAAGAACUCAAAAUAAAUUCAUGACCGCAAUAGAGUUCUCAGCUGAACACCCAUAUGGCAAGGCAGUGGCUAUGAUCGACUUCAAUUCUGGUGUAGUCAAUGUGAAAGAGGAGUGGUUACUUAUGCCUGUAUUGGUAACUGCUUUUAUACUCUAUGACAUUCUCAAAAAGAAAGAAGUCUAUGAUGAUACUGAAGGGCCAUCCAACGAUGUUGCUGAGAGGAACGGCAGGCUGAAGACUCAGAGUGAAUUUGUGAUUUUAUCAGAAACAGGGGAAUGCAAGGUUAAAUGCAAUGGUGGGGGCAGCACAUGCGGCAACAAAUGCUCCAACUGUGACCAUGAUUAAGUUUUGAAUGCCCAACCUUUCUCAAUUGUGUGUGUCAGCAAAUAAACCCCAAGAAAUGAUUGUUCGGAGUAGUGUUACAUUGUGUCAUUGACAAUAAACACAAUCAUAUAUAAUACCAAGUUUUUUAGUUUGGGGAAACUCAAUUAAUGAGUUCUGCCAAAUCAGUUUGCA